AUGCUCAUUUCUAACCAGAGCAGUGUGUCCGAGUUUCUCCUCCUGGGGCUCCCCAUCCGGCCAGAGCAGCAAGGCCUGUUCUUUGCUCUGUUCCUGGGCAUGUACCUGACCACGGUGCUGGGGAACCUGCUCAUCAUCCUGCUCAUCCGGCUGGACUCCCGCCUGCACACCCCCAUGUACUUCUUCCUCAGCCACCUGGCCCUCACUGAUGUCUCCUUUUCUUCUGUCACUGUCCCAAAGAUGCUGGUGAACAUGCACACUCAGGAUCAAUCCAUCCUGUAUGCAGGGUGUGUAACACAGAUGUACUUUUUCAUAUUUUUUGGUUGCAUUGAUAAUCUCCUUCUUGGAGUGAUGGCAUAUGACAGGUACGUGGCCAUCUGUCACCCUCUACACUACACCACCAUCAUGCGAGAAAACCUGUGUAUCUCUCUGGUGGCUGGGUCCUGGUUAUUCUCAUGUAGCAGUGCAAUGUCCCAUACGCUCAGCCUGGUCCGACUGUCUUUCUGUGCUGAUAAUACUAUUCCUCAUUUCUUUUGUGAUCUUGCUGCUCUACUCAAAUUAUCCUGCUCUGAUACCUCCAUCAAUGAACUGGUCAUCUUCACCGUGGGGGCACUGGGAAUCAUCAUACCAUUGGUAGGCAUCCUGGUCUCAUAUGUUCGUAUUGGCAUUUCUAUUCUGAGAGUUCCCUCUGCCAAAGGGAUCUGCAAAGCCUUGUCUACCUGCGGCUCCCACCUCUCUGUGGUAUUUCUAUUCUAUGGAACUAUUAUGGUACUGUACAUUUUCCCAUCAUCAAAUAACUCCAAUGACAAAGAUAUUAUUGCUUCAGUGAUGUAUACAGUGGUCACCCCCAUGCUAAAUCCCUUUAUCUACAGCCUGAGGAACAGAGACAUGAAAGGGGCAUUAGGGAGACUUUUAAGGAGGGACACUCUUUUCUCAAAGUGA
This is a messenger RNA of Tupaia belangeri chinensis (Chinese tree shrew), 942 nucleotides long. RefSeq names its product olfactory receptor 1J4. NCBI's taxonomy places the organism in Eukaryota, Metazoa, Chordata, Mammalia, Scandentia, Tupaiidae. The transcript has 2 exons. Gene Ontology annotation, biological process: G protein-coupled receptor signaling pathway. Gene Ontology annotation, cellular component: membrane. The record is from RefSeq and is a predicted model, not a curated record. Bases 1 to 942 code for a protein of 313 amino acids. Gene Ontology annotation, molecular function: olfactory receptor activity; G protein-coupled receptor activity.